GAGAGAGAAAGUAACUCCAGGACGAGACCGGAGCGACCCGCGCAGCAAGCAGAGGCGGCGAGGCUGCGCCCGGCGCCCGAGACCAGCGGCUGCGCGGGGCGGGGGCUGCGCCCGAGUCCGAUCCGCCGCUCCGGCUCCGAGUGGUCUCGGGGAAAGGGUCGUUGUCCAGCACAGAUGCGUUUGUCGGAGGGAGCAGUGGAGGUUCGCGGCAAGGCGUACAGCCUGGGGCUUCCAAUGAUACUCUGGGCAGCGAUGGAAGCCUAGAUGCCUCACCGCAAGGAGCGGCCGAGCGGGUCCUCGCUUCACGCCCACGGCAGCACUGGCCCCGCGGAGGGAGGAAGCAUGUCUCGGUUGUCUCUCACCCGGUCGCCUGUGUCUCCCCUGGCCGCCCAGGGGAUCCCACUGCCAGCCCAGCUCACUAAGUCCAACGCGCCUGUGCACAUCGACGUGGGCGGCCACAUGUACACCAGCAGCCUGGCCACGCUCACCAAGUACCCUGACUCCAGAAUAAGCCGCCUCUUCAAUGGCACCGAGCCCAUCGUCCUGGACAGUUUGAAGCAACAUUAUUUCAUCGACCGGGAUGGGGAGAUUUUCCGCUAUGUCCUGAGCUUCCUGCGGACGUCGAAACUGCUGCUCCCAGAUGACUUCAAGGACUUCAGCCUGCUGUACGAGGAGGCGCGCUACUACCAGCUGCAGCCCAUGGUGCGCGAGCUGGAGCGCUGGCAGCAGGAGCAGGCGCAGCGGCGCCGCAGCCGGGCCUGCGACUGCCUGGUGGUGCGGGUCACGCCGGACCUGGGUGAGCGGAUCGCGCUCAGCGGCGAGAAGGCUCUCAUCGAGGAGGUCUUCCCCGAGACCGGGGACGUCAUGUGCAACUCGGUCAACGCCGGCUGGAACCAGGACCCCACGCACGUCAUCCGCUUCCCGCUCAACGGCUACUGCCGGCUCAACUCGGUGCAGGUCCUGGAGAGGCUGUUCCAGAGGGGUUUCAGCAUGGCUGCGUCCUGCGGGGGUGGCGUGGACUCGUCCCAGUUCAGUGAAUAUGUGCUUUGCCGGGAGGAGCGGCGACCGCAGCCCACGCCCACUGCUGUCCGAAUAAAGCAGGAGCCCCUGGACUAGGCCCUGCCUCGGUGCCCACCUGAGGCCUUUGGGCCCUGGGGACACCCCAGGGACCAGGAAACAGUACUGGGGAGUUCUGCCUAUGCCUGCUUAGCGGUGGCCAUGAGACUGAGGGUGGGGCUGGAGGGUCCAAAGCCUGCCCAGAGAGCCCCAAGGCCCCAUGUGUCAUGGCAACAGAAUGUGGGAUGCUGGAGGCAUGUCCACUGAAGGACUGUUGAUGUGACCCAAAGAUGCCGAGGUGGGAGAACUCGGCCACCAGUUGUCUGGGCCCCUCAGCUCCCAGUCCGGUCCUCGGGGCUCCGCGUGUGCCAAGGCAGGGUCAGCAGAGGCCUCCCCAGUGCACGCCGAGGAGCUGUCCAUCCUUCACCACACGGCAGACUCCAGUGGGUCUCCUUGCAUCAGAGAUGGCUUAUUUUUCUACAGUAUUUAAGACGGAAGUAACUGUAAGUGCACAAGUCAGAGAGGCCGACAAGGACCGAUGCUUCUUUAUCUGGUGCUCAGCUCAGUCGGACGCGCAGCAUGUCUGCAUGGGGGGUAGAAGAGCUGCUGGACACUCGGGCCCAGGUGCCCGCAGAGCAGGGCUUGGAAACUUCUGGUUCCUGCUCUAGGAGCAGAUGCAGGGAUGGCGGUGCCACAGGGGCUGAAACUGGGCUCCCACGGGGUGGGGCUGCUGGGAGGAGGGUGGUACAGGUGUGGGGGAUGGAUAGCUGUGGAGCCACUUGAGACCCUACCUUUGCUGCCACCUGGGGCACAGGCCACACUUGAGAGCCACCUGACCAACUAAUGCCCAGGGCCUUCGAUUCCUGUCUAUGCGUGCGCACACCUGGGCUCCCAUAGAAGUCAUCUCCCCAUCGGGACCAGCCACGGGGCCACACCACAUCCUUACCUCAGGAAUGGGCCCCACGGUGAAGGGGCCCAUCUGUCAGCAGCAUCCUCUGGGUCCCCAGCUCAGGAAGCCGUCCCCCACUCUGAUUUUCCCACACUCAUAUGCACACUGAAUUUUAAUUAGACUGUUACACUAGCUUGCCAGUAAGACCCGGACAGAGUCAUACCUUGGGUUCUUGGCCCCGGAUUCCAACGAGGACUGCCUCUGAGGGGUCCUCACAGACCUGCUGCCUCUCAGAUGACAGGCCCAGAGAUGGAUACCGCCUGCCUUGUCACACACAGUUCCCCUCCCCUCCCCUCCCGAGAUGGCUCUUUCCCAGGUUGGAGAAACCGCAGAGAACUGCUGGGUGGGCGGGGCGUCCUGGCCAGCACUGCCCCUUGUACGAUGCCUGUAGACUUGUAUAUGACUCCUUUAAUAUUGUAAAGAUGCUGAUGUACAAUUGUCGCGUGUUUGUGUAAACACAUUAUGUUCCUAGUUCAUGCCAUAAAUGAUGCUAUAAAGCGAAAGACUGAGGCUCCAUCCUGUGCAGAAGCGGCAGCCAGAUUCCAGCAUUCCGUGCUGUGCAGGGAGGUUUGGGGAUGGGAUUCCUCCCUCGGUUCCUUCAGUUCAGAUGAGGAAGAACCAACAGCCGUAACUGGGGGAGGGGCAGGAACAAGGGUCCUGAGCUUGCUGUUGUUAAUUGCAUUUGGGUGUUUCCUCACUGCUGUGCCUGUCCCCCCUGGGCAGCGCAGAUUCGGAAUUCUGAUUCACAGCCCCUAACCAGAUGCAGGCUGGGGAAAGGCAGACCCAAAGUGUCCAGGGACUUUUGAACCCAGUCUUCAAUGUUUGUGAUUUUUCCCUCCCUCUGGUUUUUGGUUGAGGUUGACGGCCUCUUUAGAGCGCCGCAGGGCAGUAGGAGAAGGUGGCAGGCGGUCCACGCAUGGCUCAGGCCAGCCAGGGGACACGCAGCCCUUCGCAUGAGGACAGGUCACCCUAGCUCAGCACAAGGCCUCGAGGCGUCUCUUUCCGAGGAGUUUGAAUGUACUUACGCAGGCCUCCAAUUUUAAUGAGCCUUUUUGUAUUUCUCCUCAAAGUCCUUAUGUUCUAACUGACCAGGACCCUUUCCCAUGCCAGUAAGGGCCACCAGCCUCUCCCUGCCUGGGGGACGGGCCACAGCCAUGUGCUGUCUGAGGCCGCAGAGCAGUCGCCAUCCCACUGUACAAUCGAAUUUGCUGGACAGACUUGCCAACCUUCUCCUUUGCUCAGCAACAUGCCUACAGUUGGCACACGGGCAUUUUGGCAUCUGAGGUUCACGUCUGAGAGGAGGAGAAAGUGUUGUGUUUAUUAGAAAGGAAGUCUUGUGGAAACAGCUCAGUGCCGUGUGUGUUCAUGGAUUUUUAUAGUAUGAUAACCAGCAUGGUUGCCGGUCGGUGGAGAUUCCCUAACAUUUUCAAGCAAACUAUCAUUUUGAUUAAACCACUGUGCUAAAAAAAAAAAAAAAAAA
Messenger RNA from Globicephala melas (long-finned pilot whale), 3485 nucleotides. It is a transcript of the gene KCTD15, whose product is annotated as potassium channel tetramerization domain containing 15. Gene Ontology annotation, biological process: protein homooligomerization. Lineage: Eukaryota; Metazoa; Chordata; Mammalia; Artiodactyla; Delphinidae. The record is from RefSeq and is a predicted model, not a curated record. Gene Ontology annotation, molecular function: protein binding.